AUGGCCUUUCUCAAGAUGGUAGCUAUUAUCCGCCGUCGAUCGGGCAUGACGAGGCGUGAAUUUUUCAAUUAUCAUUUCCAAGUGCACGGAUCUCUGUCCACUGGGCCUUCAAAAGACCUUGCGCCCAAGAUCUAUUAUCAAACCCAUUUCUUUGACUCAGCCUAUUCGAAUGAAUCAGCAGCACAACCUACUUUUUCCGGUCAUGAUGAUACGACAGAACUUUAUUUCAAUGACAUCAGUCACGUUGGCGCAGUGUUCUCUAGCGACCACGUCAAGUCUGUGGUCGGUCCUGACGGCAGAAACUUCAACGACAUGGCCGGCGCAAUAGCCCUGUUAUCUCAAGAGCAAACUAUAUACGGCAAAGACGCCGCGUCCAAUACUGGCCUUGUUGCUAAAUAUCACCUUCAAGGUGCGGAUUCACCUGAGGAUGGCAGUGCACUUGCUGCUGAGCUCCAAGACGAUAUUCUCGCGGCGUUUGCACCUACGGCAAGAACAAUUACUUGGGAUGUUAGAAAGCCCGAUAACUUGGGAAUACUCCAGUACUUUGGCUCUCAAGAUGGACCAAAGCUUUCUUUGAUUCUCUCCGUGUAUUUGAAGGACGAAGAAAGAUCCAUUGAAGCGUUCCGAGAGGCACAAGAAGCCUUCGAGAGAAAAGUCGGUCAAAAGAUUUCCAAAAAUGUAUCAUUCGUUUGCUUUGGGAAGCGAGCUCUUAUUUUUGACCACGUUCGUGGAUUGGACUUUGACCCAAGCCGUCAGCCUGUUUUGUUUUGA
Messenger RNA from Colletotrichum truncatum, 771 nucleotides. RefSeq lists its product as uncharacterized. Lineage: Eukaryota; Fungi; Ascomycota; Sordariomycetes; Glomerellales; Glomerellaceae. Gene Ontology annotation, molecular function: oxidoreductase activity. The record is from RefSeq and is a predicted model, not a curated record.